Anopheles darlingi is the source of this 2009-nucleotide messenger RNA. Its product is annotated as zinc finger protein 470-like. Lineage: Eukaryota; Metazoa; Arthropoda; Insecta; Diptera; Culicidae. The record is from RefSeq and is a predicted model, not a curated record. The transcript has a single exon. The coding region runs from base 1 to 978 and encodes 325 amino acids. Gene Ontology annotation, biological process: regulation of transcription by RNA polymerase II. Gene Ontology annotation, molecular function: RNA polymerase II cis-regulatory region sequence-specific DNA binding; DNA-binding transcription factor activity, RNA polymerase II-specific. Gene Ontology annotation, cellular component: nucleus.
AUGGAGCAUCGGCCGGAAUGCACCUCGCAUCCUUCACAAACAAAGACAGCUGAUCGUGAAUCAUCGUCGCCAGUGUCGCCGUCGUCUUCGGCGCCGCUGGAUGAGCACUUAAGUGGUGCUCCGGGAAGGUGUUACAUCUGUGGUGAUCGUUGGUUUGCUUCGGAACCGGAACUGGACCGGCACCUCGAGUGGCAUCACGCCGGCGAUCUGUUGCCGUACCGGUGCGUAACGUGUGGUGUCGAUGGGUUCGUACCGAUCCGAUCGAUGCGCGCUAUAAAUAGACACUUUGGGCUGCACGACAUCCAGGAGCGACCGCACGGUUGCGAUCUCUGUGCGUUGCGUUUCCGGACCGAGCGCAAUCUGCAAUCGCACCGCCGCCUAUACCAUGCCGGUGGUGAACGGAACGUAAAGCCGGACACGCAGUCCCACCAUCAUCGUAAUCAUCAUCCAGUACAUCGUCAGCAGCAGCAGCAGCAGCAGCAGCGUCGGCGAUCAGUCGGAUUGGCAGAUUGGCGACGGUUCCAGUGUUGCCACUGUGGCGCCAUUUACAGUGCGCGGAAUGCGCUGAAGCGCCACGAAAACACGCACACGCUCGGAGUGACGUAUGCGUGCCGGGAAUGUGGCAAAAUAUUCGCCAAACUCGACUGCCUCACGCAGCACGCCCGCAUCCACAGCCGUACGCGGCCGUACGGUUGCGAGCUUUGUGGCAAAACGUUCAUCCAGCUUGGCCAUCUGCGUAUCCACAUGCGGGGUCACACCGGGGAACGGCCGCAUCUUUGUACCAUCUGCAAUCGUGGCUUCCGGCACAAGCAGGCACUCACGGUGCACGGACGGAUCCACUCCGGUGUCAAACCGUUCCGGUGUGUCGUGUGUGAGAUUAGCUUCACCGAUGCCAGCACACUGCGGAAGCACGGAGCUGUCCAUCGGAAUGGAACUCGGAUCGGCGGGAAGGUGCAGGGGAGCGCUAGCGACAGAUAGAUCGAUCAGAAUCGACUACAAUCGGUUACAAGCAGGCAGCGCGUCCUGUAAAUGAGAUAUCUUCAUCUUGCCAAAGAAACCCCCGUCCCAAAGUGAGUUUGUGUGCGUGUGUGUGAUUAAAUACGAUUUAAAUUCCGAUCGACCGUCGGUCGGGUGAUGCUAAUGCAUUCUCCUUCCGCUAUGCUUGGCCCACGGGGAACAUGAGCAUCUUCUUGCUACUUGUGCCACGUUACUGAACAACGGUAAUCGCUGUGAGAUGGAAUUAGUUUAAGAAUAGACUCCGGCGUGCUGUGUGCGAGUGAACUCCAUGGACCGUGGCCGCAGCGCGACGUAGGCAACAUAAGGAAAGUGAUGCGAUGGAAACGGUCUGCGUGGAGGAGAAAAACUCUUUCUCGAGCUCGUGCUCGCGGCUGCCGUGUGUUUUCAUUCACAGAACCAUUCAGUCUCGUGUCUCGCCAUGCUGCGCUCCUAUCCACGACACCAGACCAGUGUUUUAGAUUCGGGAAUGUCUCCGCGUGCAGAUUGGAACGGUGCCAUCACGGGUGCACGCGGAUGUUCGCAUUAGCGAACGAGACGUUGACGAAUCGCGCGCAUCGUUGGCAUUCGUUGGCGCGCGUGAAACCGCGGUUGUGCGGUUUGACAAGGUUGUCGUGGGACGCUAUCGGGCGCAGUAUGGAUGACCGUGGCAACUGCUGAAUGUCGGCCAGACCGGUUGCAGAUCGGUGUUUGGUAAAGUGGUUAGCACUUCCUGAGGAGCGCAAUAGCGAUGGACACAAAUCUUGUCCGUUAUCGUGUCGCGCAAGUUUUACUUGAUGAAUCUUUACUUGCUUUGAUGAUGAAGACCAAACGGUUGUGAAUGUUGUCAUCGAAUGGUUUUAGAAUGAAGCAACCGAGUUUCUUACGUAUACGUUCUUUUAAUGUUAAAUGUGGUACCAUUCGUAAUGCAAUAAAUAAUUCUUGAUACUAUAAAUCUACUGUUUUAAUAUGUUUUCUUGAGUGUUGCGUGUCUGUGAAGAUCUCUGUCGUGAAGA